UCCAGUGGUGGUGCCGGGUUGCAUCGCCGGUCGUGGAGGUUUCGGUGCCCGAAGCCGGGAGCGCGGAGUCGUUCCCGGGAGCACCAGCCAGGCUAUGAUCGCGGGUCCCCGGCGGCCCGCUCCGGCCAACCAGAGUCCCUGUCUCAGCUUGUGCCCGUGCCCGAGCGGUCUCCUCAGCUCGGCCCCGCGGCGCAGUUGGCGGCGGCGUCCGCAGUGCGCCCCCUCCUCCGAUGGCGGCAGAGAUCCAGCCCAAGCCGCUGACCCGCAAGCCGAUCCUGCUGCAGCGGGUCGAGGGGUCUCAGGAGGUGGUGAAUAUGGCCGUAAUCGUGCCCAAGGAGGAGGGCGUCAUCAGUGUCUCGGAGGACAGGACUGUUCGUGUGUGGUUAAAGAGAGACAGUGGACAGUAUUGGCCAAGCAUAUACCAUGUGAUGCCUUCUCCAUGUUCAUGCAUGUCUUUUAACCCGGAAACAAGAAGACUGUCCAUAGGUCUAGACAAUGGUACAAUCUCAGAGUUUCUUUUAUCAGAAGAUUAUAACAAGAUGACUCCUGUGAAAAACUAUCAAGCGCAUCAGAGCAGAGUGACGAUGAUCCUGUUUGUCCUGGAGCUGGAGUGGGUGCUGAGCACGGGACAGGACAAGCAAUUUGCCUGGCACUGCUCUGAGAGUGGGCAACGCCUGGGAGGUUAUCGCACCAGUGCUGUGGCCUCAGGCCUGCAAUUUGAUGUUGAAACCCGGCAUGUGUUUAUUGGUGACCACUCAGGCCAAGUAACCAUCCUCAAACUGGAGCAAGAAAACUGCACCCUGGUCACAACAUUCAGAGGACAUACAGGUGGGGUGACUGCUCUCUGUUGGGACCCCGUCCAGCGAGUGUUGUUCUCCGGGAGCUCCGACCACUCUGUCAUCAUGUGGGACAUCGGUGGGAGAAAAGGAACAGCCAUCGAGCUCCAAGGACAUAAUGACAGAGUCCAGGCCCUGUCCUACGCACAGCACACGCGGCAGCUCAUCUCCUGUGGUGGUGACGGUGGGAUUGUCGUCUGGAACAUGGACGUGGAGAGGCAGGAGACCCCUGAAUGGUUGGACAGUGAUUCCUGCCAAAAGUGCGAUCAGCCUUUCUUCUGGAACUUCAAGCAAAUGUGGGACAGCAAGAAAAUCGGCCUGAGACAGCACCACUGCCGGAAGUGCGGGAGGGCCGUCUGCGGCAAGUGCAGCUCCAAGCGCUCCUCCAUCCCCCUGAUGGGCUUCGAGUUUGAAGUGAGGGUGUGUGACAGCUGCCACGAGGCCAUCACAGAUGAGGAACGUGCACCCACGGCGACCUUCCAUGACAGUAAACAUAACAUCGUGCAUGUGCAUUUUGAUGCCACCAGAGGAUGGUUACUGACUUCGGGAACUGACAAGGUUAUUAAGUUGUGGGAUAUGACCCCGGUUGUGUCUUGAUGCCCCUUCCAGGCACCAGAAAGAUAGUAUUUACUCAAGAAGCGGUUGUUCUAACCUAAAUCAUGACUGGAGCUGUAAAGCAGAUGCGUGAAUGGUGGGAGAGAAGCCGAAGAGCUGAGCUGAGCUUGCAUGUGACCCGCACACACGGCGGUGAGCGGUCGGUGAGCUCUCGCGAGGGAACUCUUGCGACUUGUUCAUACGAUAUAAAAGAGGAUUUUUUUUUAACAAGUGGUUUAUACAGUCUGGCUGUGCUACCUUGUUUUGAGUAUACUGCAAACUCAGUGUGGGGUGUUUUAAGUUUCAUAUUUUUCACCACUUCGUUUUAGUUGUUGCUUUGUGUGUCGGAGAAAUGAGGCGUGUGUAACUGUUCAGGGUAUUUUCGGUAGUUAUAGUUUCCGUGUUUCCUUCACUUGGACACAUAUCUCGUGGUCGGCAUCUUUUUCUUCUGUAUGUAUCCACCCUCAGCUUCAUCCGCUGUUCCCCGGAGUGUACGUAUUCAGUUUAUUUGCAGUGUUUCUGCUUUCGUAGAAAUUCCCUUCCAUUGAGACACCUGGAAAACCAUUCGUGUGGAUUUCCCAGCUGACUCUUGAUCGCUGAAGAGUGAUCUGUUUGUGAUAUCUAGGUCAUACAUGUUCUCAUGGAGUGGAAAUGACCUUGUGUUUCUGCCUCAGUUUUUCUCUUUCCCCACAUUAAAAAAAAAUGUUCUGGGCUUCCCUGGUGGCGCAGUGGUUGAGAGUCCGCCUGCCGAUGCAGGGGACCCGGGUUCGUGCCCCGGUCCGGGAAGAUCCCACGUGCCGCGGAGCGGCUGGGCCCGUGAGCCACGGCCGCCGAGCCUGCGCGUCCGGAGCCUGUGCUCCGCAACGGGAGAGGCCACGGCGGUGAGAGGCCCGCAUACCGCAAAAAAAAAAAAAAAAAAAAGUUUGAGAAAGCCACCCCCAGCCACGAAGUAGUUAUCAUAACUCAGACCUUCAACUCUCAGUGCCUGGAUCGUUUCUAAUUCAGUUGGAGCUUUCUGAGCCUUUUAGGUUUUAGUUUUAUUGACACAGCUCUCCGUCGCUCUUCAUAUUCAAAACAAAACAAAACCCUGUGUCCUUCGAGAAUAGUGUCUUUAAAAUGUGUUGUUCUAUGUGAUGUCACCUCUGAACUUGAACAUGUUCAUUGCUGCAAGGUUGUAUCCUGCUUUAUUCCUCACCGUCUUCUGUAUUUUCUUCUUUCAAAACGAGAUAUUUAAAGAUUUUUAUCUUCAUGUAUUUUAUCAGAACACUUUGCACACUUUCAUACUAAAACUGUGUGACCUGAGACAUAAAAGGUACUGAAUCCUACAGUUCAUGCUGUGAUCCAUGUAAAAAAAAAAAAAAAAAAAAGAGGGGCAGGGGCAGGGGAGGCUUUAGGAAAUGAAUCUAAACUCUAAUUUUAAGGGAAUCCAGUCAAACUUGAUAAACUGAGAUAUUCUUGUGUGUAGUGACUCAACUUGGGAUAUUGAAGUUCUUUUUUAAAAUCUUAUUUUCACUUGUAAAAAUAGAAUUGAAAUUAGCAGCAGGCAUGAGCUAUGCGCUCGCCCCGUUCUAAGCACUUUACACAAGUGCCACCUCAUUCAGCCCUCACCUGUCAGGAGCGCUGGGGGAUCCCCGGGUCCUUGGGGUUCAUCAGGUUAAACAAAGCCUCGCAGUUAAAAAGGCCAAUUACUUGCCCUUCCCUAUCUGAGCCCUACCGCCACAGGAUCCUGUUCUCCUUUGAUCUGACAAUUUGGGGGUGGUAGUAGUUGAAGUCCUCCCUAUUUUUUUUUUCCUCUUUUCCUGAAAGUGAUUUUUUCCCCUCGUGAUCAUUAAUUUUCUUUCUAACUGGGAGAAGGCCUCCCAGCCGUACUCGGAUUAUCCCUCCCCCAACACUGACCAAGUGUGCUUCCGGGGGACGGGCUUCCUCGAGAUGAUUCUGCUGCUGCAGCUUUGGGAAGCAGGACAGUGGUUGUGCCCCAUGCAGCCAUGGUACGUGACAGCCAUGACCUGGGACAUCAGGGCAGAUGGGCCCAUGUGACCAUACUCUGAGGUUGUGUACACACACACACACACACACACAGCAAUUACCACUUAUCACUUAACUGCCGCUUCCACACCAUCCUUGCUUUGCCUUCAGUCAAAGCCGUUGUAACUAACCUGAGUCUCUUCUGCAUGACUGCUCUGUGAGAGAGCUUUAAAAAGGGAAUUUAAAAUACUCAAAUAUCUAUUUUGUAGUUUACUACUGGAACCUGGAGCCACUUAACUAAGUUGUAUGUAAUAAAGCACUAUGUGUUGGAAAUGAGUUGUAGGAAAGAAUCGCUGUGUCUUCCCUUCCUGAACUUUGGAGCCCGGCCUGUGUAGAGAGAGGCAAGCACAGCGACAGGGAGACGGUGGAUCAGGCGCGCCGCAGACCUGACGUGGACCUGAGUUGGGUCUCGAUGAGCUCAGACACCCCUGGGAAAGCUGAUUGUCUCCUUUGGACCACAUGUGACACCGUGGUCCCUCUGGUCUGUGACCCUGCCCUUCAGUCCAGCCAUCUCCCUCCCAGCCUGUCUGUACCCCAGCCCACAGGGCCACUCAGAGGUUGAAACCACUGGACACCUCGUUGGUGACGAGAGUUGCGAUCAGUAACCACAGAUAUGUCAAG
Messenger RNA from Physeter macrocephalus (sperm whale), 4076 nucleotides. RefSeq names its product WD repeat and FYVE domain containing 2 (gene WDFY2). Gene Ontology annotation, molecular function: protein binding; metal ion binding. Gene Ontology annotation, cellular component: early endosome. Bases 231 to 1433 code for a protein of 400 amino acids. Gene Ontology annotation, biological process: positive regulation of fat cell differentiation; positive regulation of protein phosphorylation. The transcript has 12 exons. The record is from RefSeq and is a predicted model, not a curated record. Lineage: Eukaryota; Metazoa; Chordata; Mammalia; Artiodactyla; Physeteridae.